UGAGAUCAACCGGCUCGACCUGGGCCUGACGGUGGAGGUGUGGAACAAGGGGCUCAUCUGGGACACCAUGGUGGGGACAGUGUGGAUCCCUCUCCGGACCAUCCGGCAGUCCAACGAGUUCAGUGCCACUGUGCCAAGCCGUAGCACUGUUCCCAGCCUGGACGACGACCCCGACAGCACGGUGGAUGACCGGGACAGCGACUACCGCAGCGAGACCAGCAACAGCAUCCCGCCGCCGUACUACACCACCUCCCAGCCCAACGCCUCCGUCCACCAGUACCCCAUGAGGCACCAGCAGCAGAGCUCCCGUGACUCCUACACCGACUCCGUGCAGAGCUACGAGAUGGACUACUCUGACCAGCGGCCCGUCAGGUACUAGGCCAGCGGGUCCUUGGGCCAGGGCAGCUCCCAGCUGAGCGAGGACUUUGAGAACGAGAGCCUGCGGGACUCGGAGCUGGACGAGCGGGACGGCGACUCCUACCACUCCUGCCACAGCUCGGUCAGCUACCGCAAGGACUCGCCCCGCUGGGAGGAGGAGGACGAUGACCUCUAUCUGGAGGAGGAGGAGGACGAGUUCAAUGAGGACUACAGCGAGAACGAGGAAGGCUACCCCAAGGAGGAGGAAGAGGAGGACCUGCGGGAGCAGGGAACCUAUGAAGCCCCUGAGCAUGACGCCUACCCCCCAGCGCAGAAACCCCUCGGGCAGCAGCAGGUCCCGCAGCAGCAGCAGCUGCAGGAGCAGGCGGAGGCGGAGGUGCAGGACCCCAAAGCAAGAGCCAAAGCCAACUGGUUGAGAGCCUUCAACAAGGUCUGCAUGCAGCUGCAGGAGGCCCGCGGGGAAGGUGAUGGAGAAGCCAAAUCCCUGUGGUUCAAAGGCGGGCCUGGUGGCGGGCUGAUCAUUAUAGACAGCAUGCCGGACAUACGCAAGCGAAAACCCAUCCCCCUAGUUAGCGAUUUGUCCCUGGUCCAGUCCCGGAAAGCGGGAAUCACGUCUGCGCUGGCCUCGAGCACCUUGAACAACGAGGAGCUGAAAAACCAUGUUUACAAGAAGACCCUGCAAGCCUUAGUGUACCCCAUCUCCUGCACGACGCCCCACAACUUCGAGGUGUGGACGGCCACCACCCCCACCUACUGCUACGAGUGCGAGGGGCUGCUGUGGGGCAUCGCCCGGCAGGGCAUGCGCUGCGCCGAGUGCGGCGUCAAGUGUCACGAGAAGUGCCAGGACCUGCUCAACGCCGACUGCCUGCAGAGGGCGGCAGAGAAGAGCUCCAAGCAUGGAGCAGAGGACCGGACCCAGAAUAUCAUCAUGGUGCUCAAGGACCGCAUGAAGAUCCGGGAGCGCAACAAGCCGGAGAUAUUUGAGCUGAUCCAGGAGGUGUUUGGGGUCACCAAGACCACGCACACGCAGCAGAUGAAGGCAGUGAAGCAGAGUGUCCUGGACGGGACCUCCAAAUGGUCGGCCAAGAUCAGCAUCACGGUUGUUUGCGCCCAGGGCCUGCAAGCAAAGGAUAAGACGGGUUCCAGUGACCCGUAUGUCACUGUCCAGGUUGGAAAGACAAAGAAAAGGACUAAAACUAUCUACGGCAAUCUCAACCCGGUCUGGGAGGAGAAUUUCCAUUUCGAGUGCCAUAACUCCUCUGACCGCAUCAAGGUCCGCGUCUGGGACGAAGACGAUGACAUCAAGUCCCGCGUCAAGCAGCGCUUCAAGAGGGAGUCUGAUGACUUCCUGGGCCAGACGAUCAUCGAGGUCCGGACCCUGAGCGGGGAGAUGGACGUCUGGUACAACCUCGACAAGCGGACAGACAAGUCGGCUGUGUCGGGAGCCAUCCGGCUGCACAUCAGCGUGGAGAUCAAAGGCGAGGAGAAGGUGGCUCCCUACCAUGUCCAGUACACAUGCCUGCACGAGAACCUGUUCCACUUUGUGACGGAUUUGCAAAACAACGGGGUGGUGAAGAUCCCCGACGCCAAGGGGGACGAUGCCUGGAAGGUGUACUUUGACGAGACGGCACAGGAGAUCGUGGAUGAGUUUGCCAUGCGCUAUGGGGUGGAGUCCAUCUACCAGGCCAUGACGUGAGUCCCGCGCCCUCCACCCUGCCCAAAGGGGCUGUGGCAGCCCGGCGUGGAGGGGGUCACCGCCAGCACCUUCAUCCCCUGCUGCUCUCCUUACUACGCCCACACCACGGCGUCCACCAACGUCUCAGCCUCCGACCGCUUUGCUGCUUCCAAUUUCGGGAAGGAGCGGUUUGUCAAGCUCCUUGACCAGCUGCACAACUCACUGCGGAUCGACCUCUCCAUGUACCGGAACAACUUCCCUGCCAGCAGUCCUGAACGGCUCCAGGAUCUCAAGUCCACAGUGGAUUUGCUGACCAGCAUCACCUUCUUUCGGAUGAAGGUCCAGGAGCUGCAGAGCCCCCCCCGUGCCAGCCAGGUGGUGAAGGACUGCGUGAAAGCCUGCCUCAACUCCACCUACGAGUACAUCUUCAACAACUGCCACGAGCUCUACAGCCGCGAGUACCAGACAGACCCGACUAAGAAAGGCGAGGUGCCCCCUGAAGAGCAGGGCCCCAGCAUCAAAAACCUGGACUUCUGGUCCAAGCUCAUCACCCUGAUAGUCUCCAUUAUCGAGGAGGACAAGAACUCCUACACGCCCUGCCUGAACCAGGGCUCGUGCCUUGAUGCCCGCUGUGUCCCCAUCGGGUUCCAGCAGACGUCGGAGCACGCGCUCUUCUCUUGCUCCGUGGUGGACGUCUUCUCCCAGCUCAACCAGAGCUUCGAGAUCAUCAAGAAGCUGGAGUGCCCUGACCCCCAGAUUGUUGGGCACUACAUGCGAAGGUUUGCCAAGACCAUCAGCAACGUGCUUCUCCAGUAUGCUGAGAUCAUCUCCAAGGAUUUUGCCUCCUACUGCUCCAAGGAGAAGGAGAAAGUGCCCUGCAUCCUGAUGAACAACAUCCAGCAGCUCCGUGUCCAGCUGGAGAAGAUGUUUGAAGCUAUGGGCGGGAAGGAGCUGGACACAGAAGCCAGUGAUAUCCUCAAGGAACUGCAGGUGAAACUCAACAACGUUCUGGAUGAGCUGAGUCGAGUCUUUGCCACCAGUUUCCAGCCGCACAUCGAGGAGUGCGUGAAGCAGAUGGGCGACAUCCUGGGCCAGGUGAAGGGCACCGGCAACGUCCCCGCCAGCACCUGCAGCAGCGUUGCGCAGGAUGCUGACAAUGUCCUGCAGCCCAUCAUGGACCUCCUGGACAGCAACCUGACGCUCUUUGCCAAGAUCUGCGAGAAGACGGUGCUGAAGCGGGUGCUGAAGGAGCUCUGGAAGCUGGUGAUGAACACGAUGGAGAAGACCAUCGUCCUGCCCCCACUCACUGACCAGACGGGCACGCUCUUGAGAAAACAUGGCAAGGGGACAGAGAAGAGCAGGGUGAAGCUGCCCAGUCACACUGAAGGCACGCAGAUGAUUUUCAACGCAGCCAAGGAGCUGGGGCAGCUCUCCAAGCUGAAGGACCACAUGGUGCGGGAGGAAGCCAAGAGCCUGACCCCAAAGCAGUGUGCGGUGGUGGAGCUGGCGCUGGACACCAUCAAGCAAUACUUCCACGCGGGCGGCGUGGGCCUGAAGAAGACGUUCCUGGAGAAGAGCCCCGACCUGCAGUCGCUGCGCUAUGCCCUGUCCCUCUACACCCAGGCCACUGACCUCCUCAUCAAAACCUUUGUGCAGACCCAGGCUUCGCAGGGCUGUGGUGUGGAUGACCCUGUCGGGGAGGUGUCCAUCCACGUGGAGCUCUUCACCCACCCCGGCACGGGUGAACACAAAGUCACCGUCAAAGUGGUGGCUGCAAAUGACCUCAAGUGGCAAACAUCGGGCAUCUUCCGGCCCUUCAUCGAAGUCAACAUCAUUGGGCCCCACCUCAGUGACAAGAAGAGGAAAUUUGCCACCAAAUCCAAGAACAACAGCUGGGCCCCCAAGUACAACGAGAGCUUCCAGUUCACGCUGGGGACGGAGACGGGCCCCGAGUGCUAUGAGCUGCAGGUGUGCGUGAAGGAUUACUGCUUCGCCCGGGAGGACCGGACAGUGGGCAUCGCUGUGCUGCAGCUCCGCGACAUCCUGCAGCGACCCGGCUGUGCCUGCUGGCUGCCCCUGGGCCGCCGCAUCCACAUGGAUGACACCGGCCUCACCGUCCUCCGCAUCCUCUCCCAACGCAACAAUGACGAGGUGGCCAAGGAAUUCGUCAAGCUCAAGUCGGACACGCGCUCGGCUGAGGAGGGCAGCAGUUAA
Molecule: messenger RNA, 4267 nt
Organism: Opisthocomus hoazin
Lineage: Eukaryota; Metazoa; Chordata; Aves; Opisthocomiformes; Opisthocomidae
Source: RefSeq, a predicted model, not a curated record